This is a messenger RNA of Trichoderma breve, 2613 nucleotides long. RefSeq lists its product as uncharacterized. Gene Ontology annotation, molecular function: clathrin binding. Lineage: Eukaryota; Fungi; Ascomycota; Sordariomycetes; Hypocreales; Hypocreaceae. The coding region runs from base 1 to 2613 and encodes 870 amino acids. Gene Ontology annotation, biological process: clathrin-dependent endocytosis; clathrin coat disassembly. The transcript is spliced from 4 exons. Gene Ontology annotation, cellular component: intracellular membrane-bounded organelle; cytoplasm; vesicle. The record is from RefSeq and is a predicted model, not a curated record.
AUGGAUGACCUUUCAGGCCUCGAUUGGUCUGCGGACGCAUCGGCCAACAAGCCGAAACCGAUGGCUGUCAACCCUUCAUAUCCUCCAUUCCGAUCGUCGCCGUCUCCCUUUGGCACGGGACAGAGCACGCCUCUGUCCACUCAGAAGUCAAACAGCCCGGCGCCCAAGGCGGCUCCUGCAAAAGCUGCGCAAGAUAGCUUCAGCAACUUGAGCUUUGGCCUGCCAAAAGCCACCCAAAACCUGUCACUAGCUGAGAGACAGGCGCAGCUCGAAAUCGAGAAGCGGAAGAAAGAAGAAGAGAGACGGAAGCUGGCAGAGGCGCAAUUUGGAAAUGGUCAGCAAUGGGACUCCCUAGGGUCUCGAGGCUUCACGCCCAGCCCGGCACCGGCACCCAAACAACAGCCUGCACCCGUCAAGAGCACAGCAAAUGACGACGACGACCUAUUCGCGGCAUUCAACAGAGACACCAAGGUUGACAAUGCCAGUCAUUACCCCCCACCUCCGCCAGACAAAAGCAAGCUGGACUUGGCCGACCCCUCAGCAUGGGGAUCAACGGCGGCGGCCUCUAGCAACGGCGGCGCUGCUUUCGAGCCAGAGGAUGAUGAUCCUUUUGGAUUGCACGAGGUGAAGCCUGCUGCCUCAGCUGGAGGUGGCCGUGGCACCGCCACCAGCGCAGAUGACUUUGAUUUCUUGGGAGAUCUCGGACGGCCAGUGGACGAGAUUCGAAAGGAGCAACAGGCCAAACAAGAAGCCCUGCGAAGCGAACCAGGAAAGCCGAUUGAAGAUGACUCGAGCUCCUCCGACGAUGACGAACCUAUAGAGCGAAACGUUGAGCGGGUGCCUAGGGUGAACAAAGACCCCUUCGACAAAGCUGUUGCGCAACUUGUCGAUUAUGGAUUUACACCCGAACAGGCAAGGAGGGGACUUGUGGAGAGCGGAACGGGUUUCAAUGCCCAGGCAGCUGCCAACUGGCUCCUUGAUGAAGCCCAUAGGAAGUCCAAGGAGGCAUCGCAAGGUCGGAGUUCCCAGGGUAGAAGUUCUGCCGCCACAGGAAGCCAAAAUCAGCGUAGCGACAGCCGGUCUCCUGCUAGAGGAGAGACCGAUUUUGCAAAGACAGCUGCUGCCAUGGGAAAUACCCUGUUCAAGUCUGCCAACACCCUGUGGAAGACGGGACAGAAGAAGGUGCAGCAGGCAGUUGCAGAACUCCAGCAAGACGUAGGAUCAGACCCAACCCAGCCAAAAUGGAUGCGAGAUGCUCAGCAGGCGCGGGGUCAGCCGAGGCCUCAAAGAGCUGACGCCGAUGUCACAGACGAGGCCCUUAUGCUCGAGUCUGGCGACCCAAGAGCUGGUCCCCCAGGCCCUCAGAUUUCGCGAACAUCAUCGCCCGCCCUGUCCUCGGGAACACAGAGUCGGAAUAAUGCAAGAUCAAGGCUCAGCAGGCUAACGGCUGAUGAUGAUGACAGCUUCUCCAGCUAUGUAAGUGCCAGCAGAAGAAAGAAGGCCAGCCCAGCACCGGAACCACCAAAGAAGACGGAACCUGAACCCGACCUCUUGUUUGGUUCGCAAGCACCGAAACCAUCACAGCGAACUCCCUCUCCGGCAACCCAGAGACCAACACCAGCUGCUCCAAGUCGGCCUCAGCCUGCACAGGCGCCCGCACCUCCGCGCAAAGUUACACCCAGACCUACCAGACAGAUUCCUCCCAUCAGCCCCGAUGCAUUGCAGGCGUCAACAUCGCAUAGACUACAGGGAACCACGCAUUUCAAGCGUGGCGACUAUGCCGCAGCCCAUUCAUCUUACUCCUCGUCUCUAUCCUCUGUUCCUUCUACGCACCCCCUGAUGAUCGUCUUGCUUACAAACCGUGCUCUGACGGCCCUGAAAACUGGAGAACCUAAACAGGCAGUGACUGAUGCAGACGAGGCACUGAAGAUUAUCGGGCCUGGGAAUGGCCAGGGAGAGAGUGUGGCUGUGAGAAAUGAAUCUGGACAGGACGAGAGCCGUGAUAUGAAAGAGCUCUACGGCAAAGCCCUGAGCAGGAAAGCAGAGGCCUUGGAGCAGAUGGAGAAGUGGGCAGAGGCUGGCGCUGUAUGGAAACAAUGCGUCGAAGGCGGUGUUGGCGGACCUACCGCUGUCAAGGGCCGCCAGCGAUGUCAGGACGCCCUCACUCCGAAGCCUAAAGCUGCGCCGAGGCCUGUGGUCAAGCCUCGACCCCAGCCAGCUGCCAGCCGUGCACCGCAGAAAGACUCGGAAGCGGUUACCAGGCUACGUGAGGCUAACCAAGCCGCCGCUAAGGAGGACGAUGAGAAGUUUGCCCUUGCGGAUAAGGUUGAUGCUAAGGUAUCCGCCUGGAGAGAUGGCAAAAGAGAGAACCUGCGGGCUCUGCUGGCUAGUAUGGACCAAGUGCUAUGGGAGAGUAGUGGAUGGAAGAAGGUUGGGCUGCACGAGCUGGUCAUGGCGAACAAGGUCAAGAUUACGUACAUGAAGGCCAUUGCAAAGACUCAUCCUGACAAGCUUCCACAAGACGCGAGUACCGAGGUUAGACUUAUUGCUGGAUUGGUUUUUAGCACCCUGAACGAGAGCUGGGACAAGUUUAAAGCGGACAAUGGGCUAUGA